UCGAGCAGUCAACAGAGAGCAGAGUGUCGAAAAUGAGCCACCGCUGUGACAUCCAGUUGGACAAUCCCAGGGGGGCCUAUCGGGCCGGUGAGACGGUCAAUGGCCACGUCUAUGUGACCCUUAUGGAGCGUGCCUUAAUCAAAGCAAUCAGCUUGGAGGCAAAUGGCUAUGCAACAACCGCCUGGCAGCAGCCGCAAAAGCAGAAGAAACCAAAGAAAAACGAGCCGCAAGUGCAGGUUCAGAACUUGGACUUUGAUUAUCGCGUGGAUUAUUUUGCCAAAAUCGAUUAUUUUGUGGGCUCGGAGGCCGCACAGCCGCAGAUAAUGGAGGCGGGCACGUACAACUACGGUUUCCACGUGAAGCUGCCCAAGAACUGUCCGGGAAACUACGAGGGAGCCCACGGGCACAUCCGGUACACACUGCAGGUGCUCAUCCACAGCAGUGCAGAUCGUCCGCUGGAGGUGCUGCAUGUACGCCAGCUGCAGAUCUUCCCCCAGAACAGUCUUAGCCAGGAGACACGGAGCAGCGAAGUGCAGAUCCACGAGCAGACUCCUCGCCUGAAGUUCUGGAUGAAGCCGCUGCACUUGAAGCUGCAGAUUCCCAGGCAGGGUUAUUCCCCAGGAGCGGGCAUCUCGGUUCACGUGAAGCUGCACAAUCCGGAGAGAUUGCCACUGCGGGAGGUCACCUACUCCCUCGUUCAGAUCAGCACCUAUGUGGCCCAUCUGAGGAACAAGCCGAAGCGCAUGGAAACCAAGGAGGAGCGUCAAACUAUCCUGAGCAGCAGCCACGACCUACACAGCCUGCCUCGUGGAGAGGUGGAGAACUUUCAGCAUCUGCACAUGCUGCAAGUGCCCCAAACGGCGGCAACUUUGAGUCUGGCAGGAUGUGCCUGCCUGCAGCUAAAUUACGAGGUGGAGGUGAUGGUCAGGACCAUGCAGGAGAAGCGCUUCAUCGCGUGCCGGAUGCCAGUAAUCAUUGGCAACGUGACGCCGCCUUGUCCUGGCAGACUUCUGAUGCAGGAGCCGCUGGAUGGCACUGCACCGGAACCCACUCCUCCCGCCGAAACAGCCCAAAAGCUGGCCCCGAACUUCAGCGUCUCCACCACCUCUCUGGCUUCGAAUUUUCGCGAAGCCGAAUUCAUGGUGGCCACCAAUCUGAAUAAGACCAACAAACACUAUUUAUCCGGGGAGCAAUUGGACUUCAGACCUCGCUAUGUCUACUACGAAAUGGAUCAAACCCAAUCGGAGGAAGUCAAGUCCCAUUGAAUGCAGCGAAGCACUAGGUUCUUUCAUAAAGUCGUUUAAUUUAUUUUAUUUAUUUGUAAGCGUACACAAAAUAUAUAUAUUUCAUCUUUGCAAGGGGCCUGCA
This is a messenger RNA of Drosophila takahashii, 1368 nucleotides long. Its product is annotated as arrestin domain-containing protein 17. Gene Ontology annotation, cellular component: cytoplasm. Gene Ontology annotation, biological process: protein transport. The record is from RefSeq and is a predicted model, not a curated record. Lineage: Eukaryota; Metazoa; Arthropoda; Insecta; Diptera; Drosophilidae.